Molecule: messenger RNA, 1016 nt
Organism: Zea mays
Lineage: Eukaryota; Viridiplantae; Streptophyta; Magnoliopsida; Poales; Poaceae
Product: esterase PIR7B
Exons: 2
Coding region: 13-882 (289 amino acids)
Biological process (GO): jasmonic acid metabolic process; salicylic acid metabolic process
Molecular function (GO): methyl indole-3-acetate esterase activity; methyl salicylate esterase activity; methyl jasmonate esterase activity
Source: RefSeq, a predicted model, not a curated record
CUCUAUAUAAACAUGAUGCCGGGGCAAUCGAUCACAAACUCUCCACGCCGCUGCACGCACAGGGCACAGCUAGCAGCAAUAAUGGAAGUAGUCGGCGGCGGCAGGCACUUCGUGCUGGUGCACGGCCUCUGCCACGGCGCGUGGUGCUGGUACAAGGUGGCCACCGCGCUGGAAUCCGCCGGCCACCGCGUGACGGCGCUGGACCUGGCAGCGGCGGGCGCGCACCCGGCGCGCCUGCACGAGGUGCGCUCCCUGGAGGACUACUCGCGCCCACUGCUGGACGCGGUCGCCGCGGCCCCCGACGGCGACAGGCUUGUCCUCGUCGGCCACAGCCACGGCGGCGUCAGCCUCGCGCUCGCCAUGGAGAGGUUCCCUAGCAAGGUCGCCACCGCCGUGUUCGUGGCCGCCGCGCUGCCGUGCGUCGGCAAGCACUUGGGUGUCACCCUCGACGAGUUCAUGAGAAGGAAUGCUUCCGAAGGGCUGCUCAUGGACUGCCAACAGGUGCCCAUCCCCGGCGUGGGGCAGCAAGGGACAGCGAUCGUGAUGGGUCCAAGGUAUAUGGAGGAGAAGUACUACCAGGAGAGCCCCGCGGAGGACCUGACCCUGGCGAAGCUGCUGGUGAGGCCCGGCAACCAGUUCAUGGACGACCCGCUGAUGAAGGACGCGGCGCUGCUCACGGCCGCCAACUACGGGUCCGUCAGGAAGGUGUUCGUGGUGGCCAAUGCCGACUGCUCCAGCACCGAGGAGAUGCAGCGCUGGAUGGUGGCCAUGAGCCCUGGCACGGAGGUCCACGAGAUCGCUGGCGCCGACCACGCCGUCAUGAACUCCAAGCCUGGGGAACUCUGCGACGUCCUUGGACGGGUAGCCAGCAGAUGCGGCUGAGAACAUGACGAUUGACGACGACGACUAUUGUUGCAGCUUGUAGUGUAGUAUUACACUACUAGUAGCACCUGUAUAUGUCAUGAACACUGCUUAUAUUAUUGAAUAAAUAAAAUGACUCGGGUUAUUUCGAAUUA